This is a messenger RNA of Pelobates fuscus (common spadefoot toad), 4856 nucleotides long. RefSeq names its product protein tyrosine kinase 2 (gene PTK2). Gene Ontology annotation, biological process: signal complex assembly; protein phosphorylation. Gene Ontology annotation, cellular component: cytoskeleton; focal adhesion. The coding region runs from base 260 to 3625 and encodes 1121 amino acids. Lineage: Eukaryota; Metazoa; Chordata; Amphibia; Anura; Pelobatidae. The transcript has 36 exons. Gene Ontology annotation, molecular function: ATP binding; protein tyrosine kinase activity. The record is from RefSeq and is a predicted model, not a curated record.
GGCGCGCGCAGUGCGGUCUGUGCCGGGGAGCGUGAGCGCGCACAGGUCAGGGUGAGGAGCGGGAGCGCGGCGGUCCCGGUGUGUGUUGGGAGCGCGCGGUUCCGGUGGCGGAGGCGGUUGCUGUCGGAGAUCCUGGGGAGUCCAUAGCGACCAGUGAGUCAUUCGUAGGCUGAGCACUAGAAGCCAAGAAUUGCACUCCUGUUUCAGUCAUUCGUAGGCCGAUAAUCGCCAUUUAGGUUCUCCUGCAGGAGAAAACUGGAUGUUGAACAGGUGCCCAGGGGACCCAGAUAUUUCAAGGCUUUCCAUCCCACUGGAAUAUGACAGACACAUAGCAUCCAGCAAGAACAUGGCAGCAGCAUAUCUAGAUCCAAACCUCAACCACACACCUAGCUCCAACGCCAAGUCCCGCCUCAGUGCUGGCAUGGAGCGUUCCCCUGGUGCCAUCGAGAGAGUACUAAAGGUCUUCCAUUUCUUCGAAAGCAACAGUGAACCCACUACGUGGGCCAGCAAUAUUCGCCACGGAGAUGCUACAGAUGUCAGGGGCAUAAUCCAGAAGAUUGUUGACAGUCACAAGGUGAAGUGUGUGGCUUCGUAUGGCUUACGACUCAGUCACCUGCGCUCUGAGGAAAUUCAUUGGCUGCAUCCGGAUAUGGGUGUGUCCCACAUUCGGGAGAAAUACGAGCAAGCGCACCCCCCAGACGAGUGGAAGUAUGAGCUUAGAAUUCGAUAUUUGACCAAAGGUUUUUUAAAUCAGUUCACGGAGGAUAAACCAACACUGAAUUUCUUUUACCAACAGGUGAAAAAUGACUACAUGUCCGAAAUAGCCGAUCACGUGGACCAGGAUAUCGCAUUGAAGCUGGGCUGCCUUGAAAUCCGGAGGUCAUAUGGGGAAAUGAGGGGGAACGCCCUGGAAAAGAAAUCAAACUACGAGGUUUUAGAGAAAGAUGUAGGUUUGAAGAGAUUCUUCCCAAAGAGCUUGCUGGAUUCUGUAAAGGCAAAGACGUUAAGAAAGCUGAUUCAGCAGACCUUCCGCCAAUUUGCUAAUCUGAACAGGGAAGAAAGCAUCCUGAAAUUCUUUGAAAUCCUCUCACCGGUUUACAGAUUUGACAAGGAAUGCUUUAAAUGUGCCCUUGGAUCCAGUUGGAUUAUUUCUGUAGAGUUGGCUAUUGGGCCAGAAGAUGGAAUUAGCUACCUGACUGACAAAGGUUCUAAUCCCACCCAUCUGGCAGACUUUACUCAGGUACAGACCAUUCAGUAUUCAAGCAGUGAGGACAAGGACAGGAAAGGGAUGCUGCAGUUGAAGAUAGCCGGUGCUCCAGAGCCACUGACUGUGUCAGCGUCUUCCCUCACCAUCGUAGAGAACAUGGCGGACUUAAUAGAUGGAUACUGCCGGCUAGUGAGCGGAGCCUCUGAAUCUUUUAUCAUCAGACCACAGAAAGAAGGGGAACGAGCUUUACCAUCAAUACCAAAACUGGCCAAUAAUGAGAAGCAUGGAGUCCGAACGCACACAGUCUCCGUGUCAGGUUCCACACCCUCUCUUCCUAGAAACCAGAAAGCCAAAUGCUUUUUGCCAUUCAUCCUUUGCUCCCAAGAGUCGCCUUCAAAGGAGGAAUUUAGUGAGGACGAGACUGAUGACUAUGCAGAGAUUAUAGAUGAAGAAGAUACGUAUACAAUGCCCUCCAAAAGCUAUGGAUUAGAUGAAGCCGGUGAUUAUGAAAUCCAGAGAGACCGCAUUGAGUUGGGCAGGUGCAUUGGUGAAGGGCAGUUUGGUGAUGUCCAUCAAGGGGUUUACAUGAGCCCAGAAAAUCCUGCAAUGGCUGUGGCAAUCAAAACCUGCAAGAACUGCACAUCAGACAGUGUGAGGGAAAAGUUCUUACAAGAGGCCUUAACAAUGCGCCAGUUUGACCACCCACAUAUUGUGAAGCUGAUUGGCGUCAUUACAGAAAACCCAGUGUGGAUUAUCAUGGAACUCUGCACCCUGGGAGAGUUACGAUCGUUUUUACAAGUAAGGAAGUACAGCUUGGAUCUGGCGUCUCUGAUCCUGUACGCUUACCAGCUCAGCACAGCGCUCACCUACCUGGAGAGCAAACGAUUUGUACAUAGGGAUAUUGCUGCUAGAAAUGUAUUGGUUUCUUCCUCCGACUGCGUAAAAUUGGGCGAUUUCGGCCUCUCGCGAUAUAUGGAAGACAGUACUUAUUAUAAAGCUUCCAAAGGGAAAUUACCCAUUAAAUGGAUGGCUCCAGAAUCCAUAAACUUCCGCCGUUUUACCUCCGCUAGCGACGUAUGGAUGUUUGGUGUUUGCAUGUGGGAAAUAUUAAUGUAUGGUGUGAAGCCUUUCCAAGGUGUGAAGAAUAAUGAUGUGAUAGGCCGAAUUGAAAACGGCGAACGCUUGCCAAUGCCCCCCAACUGCCCGCCUACCCUCUAUAGCCUUAUGACAAAGUGCUGGGCUUACGACCCCAGCCGAAGACCACGGUUUACAGACCUAAAAACACAACUCAGUACGAUUUUAGAAGAGGAGAAGGUGCAGCAGGAAGAGCGGAUGAGGAUGGAGACACGGCGUCAGGUCACAGUGUCCUGGGAUUCUGGAGGGUCUGAGGAACCCCCUCCAAAGCCCAGCAGACCUGGUUAUCCCAGCCCGCGCUCCAGCGAGGGGUUUUUCCCAAGUCCACAACACAUGGUGCAGCCAAAUCAUUACCAGGUGUCUGGUUAUCCAGUAUCCCAUGUGAUUCCACCCAUGUCAGGAAACUUGUACCCAGGUCAGGCCUCUGUUUUGGAUCAUCUGGAUUCCUGGAACCAUCGGACGCAGGAAAUCAAUAUGUGGCAGCCUAAUAUGGAGGAGUCUGGAUCUUUGGACAUGCGGGGUCUAGGUCCUGUUUUACCGGCUCAUUUAAUGGAGGAACGCCUAAUAAGACAACAGCAAGAAAUGGAAGAGGAUCAGCGUUGGCUGGAAAAGGAAGAACGAUUCUUGAAACCCGAUGUCCGGCUAUCCAGGGGCAGCAUCGAUCAUGUUGAUGGGGGUAUCCAGUGCCCGACUGGUAACCAGCACAUCUAUCAGCCUGUUGGGAAGCCAGAACAUACGGCUCCACCAAAGAAACCACCUCGUCCCGGAGCUCCCAGCCACCUAAGUAAUCUGGGUAUGAACAGUCCAGUGGACAGCUACAAUGAAGGGGUCAAGCUGCAGCCUCAGGAAAUUAGUCCACCACCAACUGCAAACCUGGAUCGUACAAACGACAAAGUGUAUGAGAAUGUGACCGGCCUGGUGAAAGCGGUAAUAGAAAUGUCUAGCCGAAUUCAGCCAGCACCUCCAGAGGAGUACGUCCCCAUGGUGAAGGGAGUGGGCCUGGCACUUCGGACGUUACUGGCAACUGUCGAUGAAACCAUCCCAAUCCUUCCAGCCAGCACACACAGAGAGAUUGAGAUGGCACAGAAGUUAUUGAACUCUGAUCUAGCUGAGCUGAUCAACAAGAUGAAGUUGGCGCAGCAGUAUGUGAUGACCAGCCUCCAACAGGAAUACAAGAAGCAGAUGCUGACUGCCGCGCAUGCGCUGGCUGUGGACGCUAAAAACUUGCUAGAUGUCAUUGACCAAGCCAGACUGAAAAUGAUUGGGCAGUCGAGGCCACACUAAACAUCGAGGCCCGAGCUACUAUUCAUUUCAUGUUUAACUUAACACAAAGUUUUCCUUUGGGAUUACGUCUUGCCUUCCACCAGCAACCCUCUGCAACAGCGGGCAACUGCUUCUCCGACGACGAUAGCCCCCACAUGGCACCUCCUGCAGUUUUAUCUUUUAUUUUAUUCUCAAUAUAAAUGCUGAUAAACAGGUGGCCAAGAUUCGGUAUGUGGACAAUCGACGGAGCGAGUGUUGGAUGCAAACCUUUACAGUUAACACUUUAUGGACCUAUUUAAAUGACACAGAAGAGACGCAGGACAAUGAAAGCCAACAGCCAGGCCAAGUGUGUGCACCAUGGUGACAUUCAGAGAAAUGCUGCGAUACAAAUAAAUCCGAGAAACUAUAGAGCAGACUGAUCUGAAUAAAACCAGUUGCUGCAGCUGAAAUCUGCUCUUUUUUUUUUGUAUUCGUAAAACACAUAGGUCGCAAUAUGCUACUCACAUUUUACACAGAAAGAAAAUACGAAGCUAUAUUUUCAAGACUAAAUCAUUGGGGGGGGGAAAGGCAUCUAUUGGAUCUUUCCGACUGUUUCCCCUCCUUGUGGAUGUGUGAAGCCUUUGAAUGGAAAUGAACAGAGAACUGAAAAUUCUUGUAUGUCGUUUUUUUUUUUUUUCUUAUUUUUCACAAAAAUAAAGUGCCAGUUUAUUUUAUUUUUUCCCCUUGGGGGUUGCUCCUUUAUGUGACACACAAUAUCUCACAAAGAGAAAUUUCCAUUUAUUUUUGUUAAUAAUUUAUAAUGCAUUGAUCAGGCCAUGUUAACAUAAUCCCUAGUUUGUCUGUUAUCUGUCGCCUGAUAGUUAAAACUAGUUUCCUUGGCUAAUAUGAUGGGUUUUUGUUUGUUUUUCUGUUUUUUUUUAUUAUUUUUAUUGCCGAUGUUCUUACCCAAAUAAAUUAUCAGACCGUUUGCUCUAUAACACAUAACCCCCUUUCUGUUUGUUAGGGGGUAUAAAUUAUUCUCAGGAAGAAUGUAAUGGACUUGUACAGAUGCUUUGACCUAUUAAAUAGGGGUCUCCUGUGAAUUUACGUAUUGUUACAGUUGAUCAUUAUCGCAGAUAUUAGGACACAAAUUGAUUUUUAAAAAAACCUCCAUAGAUUGACUUCAGCUUUGGUCUCCUGGACAAAUGAGCAGCUAAGCAUUGCAUCAUCUCCUUUAUAGAUCAUUUAAAUAUUAAAGGAUUUGGAUAUAUGA